AUGUCAGGUAAAAACAUAAGACUCUCUGUGUACCGCAAGUGGGUUGAUAUGUGGCUCUCAAUUCCGUUCGUUAACCAUGUCGACUCCACUGCACCACCACGUUUCAACGCUGAAGACAUCGCAUUUCUUUUCAGCAAUGAGAAUAUUCACCAACUGCAAGAUGAUAAGUUACUCCAUCAGAUCGUGAGGGGCGUGCGACUCCAGAUCCUAGCCAGGCGAGUGGUUCUUGGAGGAAAAAUUCCUCCAUCUUGUGAAGAGACAGAUAUCCUUAGCCAGCAUUAUGAUUCCCGCACCGAUUGCACAUGCACUGGGCUCUACCCUGUUCCACAGGAUGCAACUGUGGAUAUGAUGUUGAAAGAGACCGAAUGUGGUGUGAUCCGGAAAAUGAUACGUGCAUCGGAGGUGGUUAUACAACGAGAGGACGAAUGGAAUAAACGAAAUCUCUUCACCACCGAAAAGCUUCAGAAAGCUAUUACAGAGCUGAUCUUAAGCCAUUCCGAUAAGCAGACUGCUCCUAGUUUUUGCCAUGGCUCUGUCACUGCUCUCCCAGAAGUCAAGGCACCCGAUCGACGACCAAGUACACGUUAUGACUCCGAUAGCUCCACUCAUAACCGGUUAUACCCGACCUACGAACAGGUGAAACUCUGUGCAGAUGCCAAAUACUUCUUUGCCAUGGCUUGCGGGGCAGGUUAUCUUGACGAGGGGCUUCUGCAAGCAAUCGCAGAUUCAGGAAACGAUGUGUUGAUCGGAGAUUACUGUGAGGCAGCCGAUGAAGAGACCAUUGCGCUACUACAGCGUGUUGGAGGAGCAGCUAUGAUGUUUUUAAAACUGAGUACUCUGGCGGGAGUGCUCACCGACUGGCAAUUCGACAACCAUGUUGCCUCAACAAUCCAGUUUCGGGUCCUUGGUUACUACCGAGACCACGCUCGAGCAAAUAUUCCUGGAGGCCUAUACGGUAGUCGUAUGACGGGAAACAACGUCCAUCGACAUAUCGACGUCGCGAUUUACAUUGGCACGAUGGCUGCUUCGGUUGCCACUGGCGCGGAAAUCACUGAAAAAGAAUACAUGCGAUUGACCAGCGUGUGCAGCCUUAUCAACGACCUGAUUGAUUUUCGCAGCGACACGAUGCGGAAGCAAAGAGAAAACACGGUCCUGAGGGGUAUCCGUGGAUGUAUCUGCAGGUACCUCGAUGGGUUGAUAUCGUCAUGUGUGGAGCAAGCAUACGAUGUCAUCCAGUCUUCACCGCUAAGUGCUAUCGUGGUCAUGAGCUUCUGUAACUGGGCUGUUAUGGCAUCCCAUCACAAGUUAUACGAAUUGGUUCGCGGGAUGUCUACAGUGAAGAGUUACCCAACUUGCAAAUACGCUUCUGUGACCGGAGGCAGAUAUCAACAGCUCCUGAAAGCGCUAGCAGUGUAUUCUACCAUAGGAGAUGACGGGCCUCGGGUUACGAAGACACGAGCUGAGAUGGACGCACAUUAUUAUCUGUACCGGUCUUCACCCAAGUCGCAUUUAGCAUGGUUAGCCGACAGCGCGCGAAAUCUUCUAAAUCCGGUUACUCUACGGACAAUUGUUGAUGUCGUCCACUUUGUGUGGCAGGGAGAAAUAGGAGAUGUGGGAUAUUGUCCCUAA
Messenger RNA from Penicillium lagena, 1629 nucleotides. RefSeq lists its product as uncharacterized. The record is from RefSeq and is a predicted model, not a curated record. Bases 1 to 1629 code for a protein of 542 amino acids. Lineage: Eukaryota; Fungi; Ascomycota; Eurotiomycetes; Eurotiales; Aspergillaceae. The transcript has a single exon.